Theileria annulata is the source of this 1818-nucleotide messenger RNA. RefSeq names its product NADPH dependent oxidoreductase, putative. The coding region runs from base 1 to 1818 and encodes 605 amino acids. NCBI's taxonomy places the organism in Eukaryota, Apicomplexa, Aconoidasida, Piroplasmida, Theileriidae. The record is from RefSeq and is a predicted model, not a curated record. The transcript is spliced from 2 exons. Gene Ontology annotation, molecular function: oxidoreductase activity.
AUGAGAUAUGUGAAAUUUGGUAUAAUUGGUACAGGUCCAUCAGGAUUAUAUUUGGGUAAAUAUUUGAGUAAAAAUAUAAAGAAUUGUAAAAUUGAUUUUUUUGAAAAAUCUAAACAACUUUUAGGAUUAUUUAAAAACGGUGUAGCACCUGAUAAAAUCAAUAUUAAAAAUAAUUCUUAUCAAUUAUUAAUUAAUCAUCAUUAUCGUUUUUUUACCAAUAUACAUAUUGGAAAAGAUUUGAAAUUAGAGAAAUUAUUGGAAUAUUAUAAUGCAAUAUUUAUAUGUUGUGGUUGUGAAGAUUGUAAUGAAUAUCAAAUAUUAAAUGAACAAAUUGGUGUCUUCAAUAGUUUAAAUCUUAUACACUUUUAUAAUCAUUUCCCAAUUAAUAAUACAAUUUAUCAUAAUUUACCCAUUUUUCAUAUUAACAAAUAUAAUACUACUACUGAAGAAAAUUAUAUUGCUGCACCUAAAGUAAGUACUACUGAGGGAAAGGGAGCUAAUUCUACCCUUACGGAGUGUACCUCGGGAAAGGGAGCUAAUUUUACAGCCACAGAGUGUACUGGUGAGAAAAAUCUGAAUGAAAUUGCUGCUGUAACUAAAACCAGGGAGUCGAGUACUUUUUCCUUGGAUAGUAAGGAUACUAAUUCUAAGGGUAUUACUACUGUAGGUACUACUAGUACUACUACUAUUGGACCAACCACCGUAACUGAAGAAAAUAAUAUUGCUGCACCUAAAGUACUUACUGGACCUGAAGGUACUAGGUUCGAAUCUCACUCCAGUAAUUCUACUACUGAGAGUACUAGUACUGUUGGAGCAAGCACCGUUACGGAGAAAAAUCCUACCAAACUUGCUGCUCCUAUUAUUACUCCUGUUUCUACAGUUACAAUAGAAGAAUAUAUGGAAUAUUUGAUAGGAUUAAAAAAAGUGAAUAUAUCAAUAAUUGGUAAUGGUAAUGUAAGUUUGGAUAUAAUUCGUAUGUUAACAAAAAGUGAAGAGGAAUUGGAAAAUUUAGAAAUAAAUCCAAAAUUUAAAUAUUUUAUAAAAAAUUUAAAUAUUAAUAAAAUUACAAUUUUUGGACGGAAUUCAUUAAUUAAUUCUAAAUUUACUAAUAAUGAAUUACAAUUAAUUUUCAAUAAUAAUUUUCAUAUACAACAUAAUUUACAAGAUAAUUUAAUAAAUUUAAUAAAUAAUUUAGAAAAUAAUAUAAAAAAUCGUAAAAUAAUAAAAAAAUUAAAAUUAUUUAAUUCAAUCAAUAAUUUAAAUACAAUUGAUCAAAAUUUGGAAGAUUUGGAAAAUAAUAAUUUAGAUUUGAAAAAAAAUAAAUGUAUAAUUGAUUUUAAAUUUAAUACAAAAAUUAUUAAAAUUAUUAAUAAUAAUAAUAUUAUUAAUUCUAUUCUAUAUACUCAUACUCAAGAAAAUCCUAAUACACAAUUUGCUGCUAAUAAUUCUACUAUAGAAAAUCUUAUUGCUGCCACUAGAGAAAAUCCUAUCGGACAAUUUGCUGCUCUUGAAGAAAAUCUUAAUGCUGCUACUGUAGAAAAUCCUAGUACUCAUAUUGCUGCUGUAAAAAAAUUGGAUAGUAAUAUAUUAAUAAAAUGUAUAGGAUAUAAUAAUAAGAGUAAUGUGGAAUUAAUAAAAUUAAUAGAUAAUAAAAGAAUAUUUGGAAAUGGUUGGAUAAUAAAUAAUUGUAAAGGUGAUUUAUCAAAUAUAAUUCUUAAUUCUAUACAACUUUCCAAUCAAAUUAAAAUUAUUUUUAAACAAUUUCAUUAUUUCAAUAAUGAUAUCUUAAAUUAUUUCAAAUUACAUCAUUUCAUUUAA